AUUGAUCACCGAGCAGCUUGAAGGGAGUGAAAGGGACUGAAUAGCAACAUGACGCCCGAGGAUAUCAUCUCGCAUUUGAAUAUGGAGCGCUUGAAAAGGCUCAUCCGUCUAUAUCGCACCAGCGAGUGCCUAUGGAAUCCGCAGGAUCCGGGAUACCAUAGUAUUUCUGUGAAGGAGGACGCUUGGCGAAGGAUUACAAGAAGAAUGAAAAGCGGUUUGACUCCUGAUCAGGUAAAGCUACAGGUUCUUGGCCUCCGAAACUAUUAUUCCAAGGAAUGCGAAACCAUCCGUCAAAAUCAGCGAAAGGGUUAUAGUUACGUUCCCAGACACUCCUAUUUCGAGGAUCUGCAGUUUCUGUCUAACUUGGAUUUUAGGGAAACUCAGGAGUCCAAUUUAAACAUUGACCAAGUCAAGAGCCUGCUAGGGGAAUCUUUUGUCCUUGACGAUGGUACCACCAUAAAUCCCAGUUAUCCGCCCAAUUUUUCCGAGGCCACAAUCUGCGAUCGAGCAGUUUCUCUAAGUCCCUGUUCCAGUGUAAGCCAGAACGGGUAUACUUUUUACAAAAUGGUACUUGAACCAGAACCGCAGACAAAUCCGACGAAUGAAGACUUUAUUAGGAUCCUCACAGAAAGACCAACCUCUGGCACGGAGCGAUGGUAUCCCACGGAAUAUUGUGUCCAAUGCAACGAGGAUGAAGGUGAGGAUGCCUGCGCCCCCAGCGAGGGAAGAGGUAAUAGAGGAGGUAUAUUUUCCUUGGAGGGGGAGCAAAACAAUGGCAGCCGACCAAGGGCAACUAGUCGGUAUCAACACCAAGUUGAGUGUCCAUGUACACCACAAAAUCCUGAUCAGUCCCAAAACAUCCAAAGACGAACAGGAAACCAAAAUCGAAAUGUAGAUCCCUCGCGACUUCAAAAUCCUCCUCAAAACAAUCGAAGGGGAAAUGGGAAUCAAAAUCAGGAUCCGUGUCCAUGUUCAUCGCGAAAUAGCCACAAACGGACUUCAAGAGUUCAUCAAAACGACGAUAUCGUAGAUAUGGGGACCUUGGACUGUGAUGUGCCCACCAACCAUAGGGAAAUAGCCAACGAUGAUUGGCCUGGUCCCCGGAUGUGUGGUCAAAACCGCCCGAAAUUCCGACCAAGAUACCGAAAAGUAGUUCCUGAAGAAUGUGAAAAGCAGCCCAGAUGUCAAAGUUGGAAACGGAAUAACGAAGCCAUCUGCAAUCGACUCAAAGAACAGUUGGCGAGACAGGAACAGUUGGCGAAACAGGAACAGCAAAGCUGCUGCUGCAGGAAUGAAAGGGCGGAAUCUGGCGAGGAUCAGUUAAAUGUAAUGCUAUUGAAGAAAUCCCGGAAUAAUGGGAAACCUAUUGAUCCAGCGCGACUAGUCAACACUCAGCCAGCUGUGGAUCAAGGUUAUUACAAUUCCGGCCAGCCAACCUAUAAUAACAGCCAAAUGAACCAGGAUCCCCAACGAUGUAAUGUUCAGGGAUGUCAAUGCAUUAACUGCACUCGUUCAUGGGCACCUCCUCAGGCGAACUACUACCAACCACAGCAAUACGAUCACAAUGCCACAAACUACCCACAAUCAGUUCCCCAACCAAUCCAAGGGCAAGCCUAUGUAGAAGUGGAUUAUUGCACUGGGUGCGCACGAUGUGAAUAUCCUUCUCAACCAGCUGUUUACUGCAUCAAUAAUAAUAGUCCGGAUAUGUGGGUACCGGCUCAAUCCAUGGCUGCGGCUCCAAAUCCCGCUCAAAUGUCCAUGGUACCGCCCAUGGUUGCUUAUCAGUCGGGAGUAGAUGAUCAGCGUAAUGAACGAUCAAAAAAAUGGAAUAACCAAAGCUAUGGCAGAACGUCUGAUAUCGAUAUUGAGUCAGUUGAUAGCCGGGAAAAUUCUCGAAGACAAAGGAGUAAUAAUCAGAAACCAAAGCGCCGUCAAUCUUCUGACCGAGAAGACUAUGAUGAAAAUCCUUCGCAAAGAACACGUCAGAUGAAAUGCGACGAUGCAUGGUGUCCUGCAAAUAGGCGCAAUCAAAAUAAGACGCGUUUAUUCCAAAGGAAAUCUCGCCGCGAUGACAGCGUAAAUAGUAAUCAAAUUUCCAACUACGAAGAUCGUCCUUCUUCAAAGCAAGGAAAGAGUCCUACGCGAAGCCCAAAAACUGGAAAAGUGUUUCAACUCCAAACGGACGAUUCCCAACACAUGCCUUGCCCAGCAUUUGAUCAUCGAGAUCCCAAGGAAUGCCCGUAUUCCAAGUGCAAGCCACAGGAACCUAAACCUGAAAAACGGGAAGGCAGAACCGGGAGGAGAUCAGAUUCGUCUUUCAGUAAACCCGAAUAUUUGGAUGAGGAAAAGCCAAGAUCGCAAAGACGAGAUAGAAGUUCUCGGGAAGAUAAUGCCUAUAGAGAACGGAAACCUAGUCCUAAGGCAAGAUCAAGAACUCAGGAAAAGGAAAAUGCUACCAAACCAAGGAAAAAUUCGGAAGAAGAAUCUCCCAAGUCAAAAAGACGAAACGAAGAAUUUUGCUACGACGAAACCUGCCCUUUUUCAAAUUCCUCACCUAGAAAAGUCAGAGAUCUUUCCGAAAGACCAACUCGAAAUAGUGCGGAAAAGAGAAGCUCAGGCAAUAAACCAGUUCAGAGUCAGAACUUCCAAAGAAAUAAUAAUGGCUGCAAUGAUAACACGUGCCCAUAUGUUAAUUCCUUUGAAGACCAUUUAAUCGCGAAUGAAAGGGCAAGAAAUCAACGUGGUUCAUUUUCUAAACAGGAAAACCGAAGUUCAGGAAAAGCGAGAUACGAUGGACCUUUCGAUGAUGACUUUGACUCAGAUGAAAAUGGAUAUAGAACCAAAGGAUAUAGAAAUGAUAAUCGUGGGUAUGAUAAAUAUCAUGAAGAGCAUACGGAAAACCACAACAAAUAUUCGAGAAGGGAUGAAAGAAAUUCACUGAGAAAUAGUAAUGAAAGAUAUCAGCGAGAAUAUCGUCAAGAAAAUUCAUAUGGAAAUGAUAAAGACAUAGAAGAUGACUGUAUAUGCGAGGACUGUGACUCCGAAGACUAUGAUGUCGAUAAAACGAAUCCCGUGAGAGAUACCCUUGAAUAUGAAAAAUCUAAGAAAGGCAGCCAAAAUACGAACGAUAAUGAAAUCGAUGAUAAAGAGUAUCCUAAGUCGGACAACAAAAAUAGUUAUGAAAGACAAAAUAAAGGCAACUACGAUUCGGAAAAGAAGUUUUCUCGCACCAGAGGCACUGACGUUUACCAGUCAGAAGUUGAGUGUUUGUGCAGCGAUGAUGAAACAAAAGACAAGCAAAAUAUUAAAAACAAUCAAAAGGCCAGAAACGAUAAAAAUGUCCCUUACAAAAACAAAGAUGACGGCCAAGAAAGAACCAGAGGGACUGAAAACGAUGGAGACGACUGCGACUGUGAUUACUAUGACAACGAUUAUGAAGAAUACGAUAACAGAAAUGCCAACAGGGACGAAGCUUCUUCGUCAAAUAGAGGCAGGAAAGACAAACAAAAUCUUGAUGCUUCUGGAAAAGACGUAAACGACGACUGUGAUCCUGAUGAAUACGAAAAUACGAAAUUCGAAAAGAGGAGCCCCAAUCAAAAAGACGAAGAAGAGAAUUGCAUGUGCGUGGAACCCAUGAUAACUGUGCCGCAGAAACGAAACCAAGCUGGUACUGUAUGCAUGGCUCUUAACGCUUUAGUGGAAGAUGCUCUCCAGAAAGCUAAGAUUCCGAUAGCUGAAACUAAGGUAUCUAUGGAAUCAAAGGAUGUUAAAGCUAAGACUCGUGAAGGAACCACGGGUGAUAACCAAAAGCAUUCAGUCAAGAAGAAUUCUGCCCCGAAGACCGGUAAAUCCUCUAGGGUGCAGUCGAGAUCAAAUAGUCCGCUCCGCCACUCGGGAACUGCCAAGACGCAGCCCGGAGAGACGACAAAGAGACGAACUGCGGCGAGAUCUGGAGGACAAUCCUGUUCGAAUGGACGACGUCCCUCCCAAAUUGCCGCUAAGAGAAAUAUGGACACUAAUGCAGCUGCCAACAGCAAGUUGCCUUUUGAUCUAAACUCGGCCGCGUAUUUUAUUUGCAAAUUACAGGACGAAGGUAACAACCAACGUUACCUCCUUGUGGUGCCGAAGAAGCCGGUUGGAGAACCCGAUGGCCACCGGACAGGCCCAGGACAGGGGUCUGUGAAGCAGCUGCACUGCCCGCGGCAGUGCUCCGGCUUUCAGAACGUGUCCUGGGUCGGUUCGCCGACCUCCAGUCAACCGCAUCUAUCCCAGCAAUCCCAGCCGGAGGAGGGCCUUUCCGUACUGGGAUCCUUCAGAGUUCCACCCAUCCUGGCGAGCACCGCGCUGGGCAUCAUCAAGGACCACCUGCACAGGAGGAUCUUGCAGCAGGACCAGUAUGUUAGGGAUGAGGUGCCUCCUCCUCGAAAGAUGAGGCGCACUUUUCUCUCCAGGCCGAUAUCCUCGCGGCCAAGGAGACCCGUCCUUCGGCCUUCCCACAAAUCUAACGCUCCGAUCCUGGACGAGAAUAGGACCCUUUUGCUAACCAACAAUCCCUUUCGAAAUUUAUUGUACGACAACGACAAGCCCGAGGUGAUAGUCCUGCAUCCGCCGGUCCCUGACUUUAGGCCCUCAAAGAACUCCCUCAGCAAGGACGAAGUGGAGGUGCAGCACAUCACGGUUCGAAGCGAGGACCACAUUGCGAUACCAACGCCACCCAAGCCUCCUGCAAAACCCCAGCGAAAUGUCCUUCGGUGAUCAAUCCCUAGCUGUAAUGUCCUCACACACACUUAACGGCCAUCCUGGCCAUCGAAUGAUAUAAAGAACAGCACCCAACCGAA
This is a messenger RNA of Drosophila ficusphila, 4838 nucleotides long. RefSeq lists its product as uncharacterized. The record is from RefSeq and is a predicted model, not a curated record. The transcript is spliced from 3 exons. Lineage: Eukaryota; Metazoa; Arthropoda; Insecta; Diptera; Drosophilidae. Bases 49 to 4755 code for a protein of 1568 amino acids.